Molecule: messenger RNA, 1482 nt
Organism: Aspergillus nidulans FGSC A4
Lineage: Eukaryota; Fungi; Ascomycota; Eurotiomycetes; Eurotiales; Aspergillaceae
Exons: 4
Coding region: 1-1482 (493 amino acids)
Source: RefSeq, a predicted model, not a curated record
AUGGAUAGCUCACUGUGCAACAAUGCUGAUGACCACUCAAGAACGGCAUAUCAGCUCAGUCUCCUGAAGCUGGGUUUUUCAGGUGAUGAGGCUAAAGACGUCUCUCUUGCGCCGGUGUUUACUGGCCCCGUGCUCUAUACACAGCCCAACUUGGUACCGUCGCAAUAUGGUUUGUUGGCCGGUGUCUUAGAGCUCCGUGCGUUAGGAUCUCCGGACCUGGAUAGCCAGGCUUAUGGAGAAGACCCCCGUCUUUUCUUCAAUGUUAGCUCACCAUCGAGUAUCUUCAUCUGUGGCUCUCAGGGUUCCGGCAAGAGCCACACCCUUUCCUGUUUACUCGAGGGGUGCUUGAUUCCGUCUGCGGCUGGCCAACUUCAUAAUCCUCUGACAGCAGUUGUAUUCCAUUACGACACAUUCAUCGGCGACCAGGGCGGUUCACCGUGCGAGGCUGCCUUCCUCGCCACCAGCCCAAAUGUCCAAGUGAGGGUUCUCUGUGCCCCAACAAAUUUCCGAAAUAUUCAGGUGGGAGAUACACAGCCACAGCCGGUGCCGCAUUCCCUGACUAGGCCAUACAGAAAACAUACAGCAGGUUCAAAAUCGCGUGUUCACCCGCUCCAAAUAAAUCAGCAAGACCUGAACACAAAACGUAUGCUGGAUCUCAUGACAGCAGGCCAAGGGAGCAGUUCUGGCCCCCUGUACCUCCAUACUGUGCAGCGAGUCUUGAGGGAAAUGCGCCUUCUACAGCAGGUUUCUGGAGGGAGAUUCGACUAUCAGGACUUUAAGAAACGGAUUUUCGAUUCUGAUCUCCUGCCCUCCCAGCAACAGCCUGUACGGCAACGCCUGGACAUCCUCGAGAGCUUUAUGCCCAGCCAGCAAAUCAUUGCAAGCACGAGUAAAAAGGGGAAAAAGGCAGUUAAUGACGCCGGAACUAGCUGGUCGCCAAAGGUCUUCCUGGAGCAGGAUACCAAUGUUGGCAGAGUAGUAGCUCUCGAUGAAGCUCACAAGUAUAUGAAGGACUCAGCCGAAGCGCAGAUCUUUACAGAGACUCUUCUAUCCAGUGUGAGACUGCAACGCCAUCUUGCAACCCGGAUAGUGAUUUCCACUCAAGAGCCAACCAUCUCCGCCGACCUUCUCAGUCUUUGCUCGGUCACCAUUGUCCACAGAUUUUCAUCCCCUGCAUGGCUUCGUGCUUUGCAGCAUCAUGUUGCCGCGGCUGCCUUGGGAGUGGAAUCCAACAACAAAACGUUCUCGGAGAAGGAGGAAUCCCAAGGCCAGGCCCACAUGUCCUCAAAACUGUCUUUUCUUGACCGAAUCGUUCGUCUUCGCGUGGGUGAAGCUUUACUCUUCGCGCCAAGUGCAGUAUUCCGCGUGACAUUUGAGGGAUCUGGAACUCCGGCGGUGUCCAAAUUGGGUGGUGGGUACAUGAAGAUCAAAGUAAGAGACCGGGUGACUGAAGAUGGAGGGAAAAGCGUCCUGUCGUCGUAG